UUGUUUUUAAUUUAUACUUACAUGCUAAUAAAUAAAUAAAAUAGCAUAGGGGGAUACCCUCUACCUAUAAGCGUUGCUGUGAAUUGUAAUAGAUAAAUGAUUAUACUUGCAUGGCAUCGUUAAUCAGAUUCAUUUUGAAGGAAGAAGAUGAAAUGCAGAUAUGCUAGUUAGGUAGAAGAAAUGAACAAGAAGUGCAUGUAGAACACACACCAUGCAUGUAACAACUCACACUCAAAAUGCACUCUCAGCUUACUUGGUCAUCUGUCUAACACAAGAUUUUCUAUCCAAAACAGCACAUCAUGGCCUCUAGGUACUCUGAGCCUCCUGCCAUAGCAAUUACUUCACUAGUUUUGCUUCUUCUUAUUUCCCUUCCACCCAGAAUCCUCUCACAAAAUUCCCCCAUCCCCACUGACCCAACAGUAACUGAUUGCACGCCAGGGCUGCUACCACUGGCCCCAUGUGCCCCAUUUGUUCAACGCAUGGCUCAGAUACCAGUUCAACCUUGCUGUGACAACCUCAACCAACUCUACCAAGAGCAGCCUGGUUGCAUUUGCCUCUUGCUCAAAGACACCAACUUGAGCUCUUUCCCAAUUAAUCGCACCUUAGCCCUGGAGCUGCCUGUUCUUUGCAACGUGCAAAUUAACAUUGCUGCCUGUUCAGGGACCCCUCAGGUCCUCUCUAGUCCACCUGCUUCUCAAGUUUACCCGGGAGCACCCACCAAUUCUUCUGUUGGGAGACACACCGACUAUUCUUUUGCUGCUUCUCCCGUGGUUGAAGGGGAGCCAAGAUCCUCCAUCACGGGAAUCGGAUUUCAUCGGAGUACUGGUGUUAAGUUGGAGGCAGAAGGUUCUUUGAUGCUUCUGGUGACUAUGGCAGUCAUUUCUUUAUCAAAAGCAUUUCCUUCGGUCUAGGUUAAUAAUAAGCAUGUUGUGUUUAUCCUAUAUUGGUAUUCUUAGUCUUAGUACUUGGGGAAAUACAGUGCUGGUUAUGAUGUGAUUUCUCUUCAAUGAUUUAUAUCCGUAUGCAACUCUUCUACUGGUUUUAAACAGUAUCUAGUUGUUUCUUAUGGAUGAUUGCACCUGAAUCAGAAAGGUCAACCAGUCUGGAGUGUAAAAGGUAAGUACUUGAACGGCAUUUUUUAACCU
Messenger RNA from Populus euphratica (Euphrates poplar), 1145 nucleotides. RefSeq names its product protein YLS3-like. The transcript has 4 exons. Bases 300 to 911 code for a protein of 203 amino acids. NCBI's taxonomy places the organism in Eukaryota, Viridiplantae, Streptophyta, Magnoliopsida, Malpighiales, Salicaceae. The record is from RefSeq and is a predicted model, not a curated record.